AUGGAAUCAAACUUGAGCACCAGUUUCAUCCUUGUGGGGCUCUUUGGGGACACCCCAAAUGCCACACUCCUUUAUACUAUGACCUUCAUCAUUUUCUUAAUGGCCCUAGUUGGGAACUCCCUCCUCAUUCUUCUCAUCCACUCAGAGCCCCGCCUCUGGACCCCCAUGUACUCCUUCAUCAGCCAGCUGUCUCUCAUGGAUCUCAUGUACAUCUCUGUGACCGUGCCCAAGAUGCUGGUGGGCCAGGUCACAGGAGACCAUAUCAUCUCCUCCACAGGCUGUGGGAUCCAGAUGUUCUUCUACCUGACCCUGGCAGGAGCUGAAUGUUUUCUUCUGUUGGCCAUGGCCUACGACCGAUAUGCUGCCAUCUGUAGACCUCUGCAUUACCCACUGUUGAUGAACCACAGGGUCUGCCGGCUGAUGGUGUCUGGAUGCUGGUUCCUGGGAACACUGGAUGGCUUGCUGCUUACCCCCAUCACCAUGAGCUUCUCCUUCUGCAAGUCCAGGAAGAUCCUGAGCUUCUUCUGUGAGACCCCUGCCCUGCUGAGGCUCUCCUGCUCUGACGUCUCCCUCUACAAGAUGCUCCUAUACCUGUGCUGCAUCCUCAUGCUCCUCGUGCCCACCCUGGUCAUCUCCAGCUCCUACACCCUCAUCCUGCUCCUCAUCCGCAGGACAAGCUCAGCCAAGGGCUGCAGGAAGGCGCUGGCCACCUGCUCCUCCCACAUGACCGUGGUGUUGCUCUUCUUUGGUGCCGCUGUCUACACCUACAUGCUCCCCGGCUCCUAUCACACAGUGCAGCAGGAUAUGAUGGUGUCAGCCUUCUACACCAUCCUCACUCCCUUGCUGAACCCCCUCAUCUACAGCCUCCGCAACAAAGACAUCACGUUGACUCUGAGGAGCCUGGUUCAGUCAAGCACCUGCUCUGACGUCUCCCUCUACAAGAUGCUCAUGUACCUGUGCUGCAUCCUCAUACUCCCCAUGCCCACCCUGGUCAUCUCCAGCUCCUACACCCUCAUCCUGCUCCAGAUCAUGGUUGCUUUCAAGACCAAUACAACCUGUGUGUUGAGUGCUUCUGGAAC
Marmota monax (woodchuck) is the source of this 1079-nucleotide messenger RNA. RefSeq names its product olfactory receptor 2T3-like. The record is from RefSeq and is a predicted model, not a curated record. Lineage: Eukaryota; Metazoa; Chordata; Mammalia; Rodentia; Sciuridae. Gene Ontology annotation, biological process: G protein-coupled receptor signaling pathway. Gene Ontology annotation, molecular function: olfactory receptor activity; G protein-coupled receptor activity. The annotation marks the transcript as partial. The transcript is spliced from 2 exons. Gene Ontology annotation, cellular component: membrane.